CAAAAGCGCGCACCAUUUCACGCACGCCCAAAUUCGACCACAUCAAUUCGAUCCCCUCCGCUGUCUGAAUUAAUUUCCUUUCCCUCUUUUUCAAUUUUUCUUUUUUUUUCAUUCUCACUUUUUUUCGAUGUCUGGAAUCCUCCGCUGCAAGAAGCUUCGCGACGCCGCGACGCGCGCUGCCAGGAACGCCGCCGAAACCCGAUACCGCCUCCACCAGUGCUCCGCGAUCUCCACCCUCCGCCGCCGCCUCGUUCACGCCUCCUCCUCUGCCCCGCGCCGCCCCGGACUCCUCCGUCACGAUCGCCACAAGUGGGAUGGCGGUGGCGCCGACGAGUUCCACACACGCCGCAUCCGCGCCGAGGCUCACUGUCCUCGCUGCUCCAAGCACAUGAGGGUCCUCUUCCCCAACCGUUUCUCGCCAACUGUCACUGGCGACGGAAGUGGCGACUACGGCGCAGAGCGCCAUGCCGUAAACUUAUGCCCUAGAUGCAAGACCGCCUACUCCUUUAGCCCUCAUGAGCUCGUUCCCCUCCAGGGCACUUUUGUGGAGAUCGGCCGCGUCCGAGGCCCCAAUCCGGAGAAGUAUAGAUGCGAAAGCGAGGAGAACGGGAUUCGGGCUAAGAACCGGUUUUGGAAGGCACUUAGAUCAUUUUACGGCGGAGAUUCGCCGGAAAAUUGGCCGGCCGUACCGGGCCCUCCGGAGGUGCACGGGUCGGCGGUGCAGCCACCGCCCUGCUCGGCGUUCCCUAUGAAUUCGAACGUGGUGAGGGUGGCUGGGCCUGGCGGGGAAAGGGGAACAGAUGAGUCCGGCGGCGGGGGAGGCUUUGGUGGUUUGGAGGGGUGGGGAGGGUCAAAUUUGGGGAAAGAUAUGCCGACGCCCAAGGAGAUCUAUGAGGGGCUCGAUAAGUAUGUGAUUGGGCAGGAGCACGCAAAGAAGGUGCUUUCUGUGGCUGUUUACAACCACUACAAAAGAAUAUAUCAUGCUUCCUUACAGAAAAGUGCUGGAGUUGAUUCGGAGAACCAUGCAGAAGGUGAUGAUGAUGAUAAUGUGGAGCUGGAAAAAAGCAAUAUACUCUUGAUGGGACCUACUGGAUCGGGGAAGACUUUACUUGCUAAAACAUUAGCUCGCUUUGUGAAUGUGCCCUUCAUUAUUGCGGAUGCAACAACACUGACACAGGCAGGCUACGUUGGGGAGGACGUUGAAUCCAUAUUGUACAAGCUUCUUACGGUUGCUGAUUUUAACGUACAGGCAGCUCAACAGGGAAUUGUUUACAUUGAUGAAGUUGACAAAAUCACUAAGAAGUCUGAGAGCCUAAAUAUUAGUAGGGAUGUAUCCGGUGAAGGUGUUCAGCAGGCAUUGCUGAAAAUGCUAGAAGGAACUAUAGUCAAUGUGCCUGAGAAUGGGGCUCGAAAGCACCCUCGUGGUGACAAUAUACAGAUAGAUACCAAAGAUAUCCUCUUUAUAUGUGGUGGUGCUUUUGUUAAUCUGGAAAAGACAAUUUCAGAAAGACGACAGGAUUCUUCUAUAGGUUUUGGAGCAUCAGUUCGUGCAAACAUGAGAACCAGUUGGUUAACAGAUGUUGUGACAUCAUCUUUGUUGGAAUCAGUUGAAAGUGGCGAUCUUAUAGCUUACGGGCUCGUACCAGAAUUUGUAGGACGCUUCCCAGUACUGGUUAGUUUGUCAGCUCUAAGCGAGAACCAACUUGUUCAGGUUUUGAUGGAGCCAAAGAAUGCUCUUGGUCGACAGUAUAAGAAAUUAUUUAGCAUGAACAAUGUUAAGCUGCAUUUCACAGACGCCUCACUUUGUUUGAUUGCAAAGAAAUCAAUGGCAAAGAACACUGGUGCACGAGGUCUAAGAGCUAUUUUGGAAACUGUUCUUCUUGACGCCAUGUAUGAGAUUCCAGAUGUAAAGACCAAAGACGAAGAUGAACCAAUAGAUGCAGUUGUUGUAGAUGAGGAUGCGGUUGGCUCUGUAGACAGACCCGGCUCUGGAGCUAAAAUUCUCCGUGGAGACGGUGCAUUGGAACGCUACAUCACCGACAGCAAGAUUAAGGAUCGUCCUGUUUUAGAGGGUGUGGAGGUUGAAUCCGAAGGGGAGUCGGAGGACGCGUCCAGGGCCUUGGGCUUGUGAAUUACCCCUACCCUACCCGAGCUUUGUACAAUGUAACCAGCAGCAUGGCUUGGCAUGGGUGGUCUCGGUUGGAUUGAGCAGCUUGCGAUGCUUUGUCGUCGACCAUUGGACGUUGUCCGAUAAUGCAUCUGACAAUCCAGCAGCCUGAUAAUACCGCCAAGCAAUCUGGUACGCGGUGCGGUGGCAUCGAGUUACGGACAGAAAGAUUUAGCGUAUCCUUUUGACUCCAUCUGCUUUAUAUUACGGGUUCUUUUACCCGGAACAGCAAAUGUAAAGCCACUCCGCAUCUCCAUCGCCGCAUCAACAGCUGAAACAAACCCAAGUAAUUCUGAGAUUUGUGGCAUCUUGAUUUUACUUU
Molecule: messenger RNA, 2489 nt
Organism: Musa acuminata subsp. malaccensis (wild Malaysian banana)
Lineage: Eukaryota; Viridiplantae; Streptophyta; Magnoliopsida; Zingiberales; Musaceae
Product: CLP protease regulatory subunit CLPX1, mitochondrial
Biological process (GO): protein folding
Cellular component (GO): mitochondrial matrix
Molecular function (GO): ATP-dependent protein folding chaperone; ATP hydrolysis activity; ATP binding
Source: RefSeq, a predicted model, not a curated record